This is a messenger RNA of Chanos chanos (milkfish), 2323 nucleotides long. RefSeq names its product LON peptidase N-terminal domain and ring finger 4 (gene lonrf4). The record is from RefSeq and is a predicted model, not a curated record. Gene Ontology annotation, molecular function: protein binding; ubiquitin protein ligase activity. The coding region runs from base 539 to 2308 and encodes 589 amino acids. NCBI's taxonomy places the organism in Eukaryota, Metazoa, Chordata, Actinopteri, Gonorynchiformes, Chanidae. The transcript has 12 exons.
UGUUACAGUAAUCGUUAAACGCUAUAGACAGAGAGAAUUAAAUCCCGGUCUCUAUAUCUCAUCUUUUUGUUCAGUGUUGAUGGAGUUCAGACAGUUAAACAAAGCAAAGACAGAGGCGUUUGGACAGCAGCGGAGUGCUCCAAUUCAUUAUGCUCGAAAAGGGAAGACGUUACUUUCUAAACAAAGACUGAGAUAUGAUUGACAAUGGAUAAUUUCUACAACAGAUUCUAUUAUUGUGAGACAAAAGUUAUUUAAUUGGGAACUUGAAGAUUAAGCAUCUCGUCUCAGCCGGGAAAUUAUAAGGAAGCUGUUGCCGGUUCUUGGGAGCUAAUAAAAGGAGUGUCUGCUUGAUGAGAUAGGAUAAAAUUGUUGCACACGAGAGCUCUGUAAGCGUUACUUAAGUUCAAAGCUAAUGAAAUCAUUUCGACUCAGGGAGACAGAAGUUCCUCUCCGUAACUUAUUCUGAGGUAACACGCCAAGGCGAUUCAACUUUAGCCUGGAUUUUUUUUGUCUUCACCGGAUUAAGAAGUUCAUAAUCAUGGAUCUGCUGGAGUGUCCAAUAUGCCUGUUUCUAAUGUGCGAGCCAGUGACGAUGUGUUGCGGUCACUCAUUCUGUCGGAGAUGUAUGGGGGCUUUCUUGCCGUCAAGAUGCCCGGCCUGCAAAGAAAGGUUAAAACUGAGAGAUGCUAAAAACAUAAAAAACAACGUGCUACUUUUUAGCAUCAUUGAGAAGUGCUGUCCAGAGGAAACCAAAAUGAAGUGUCACAUACAGGAGAAACUGAAAACGUGUGAAUUCACGGAAGCAUUGCGGAUUGCUGAUGAGGGCAUAGAAUUAGCUCCUGAUGAUGUUAGUUUGAAGGUGUGGAGAGCGGAGGCUAGCAUGGGACUCCGCCGCUUCUCUGAUGCCCUCCGGGACCUGGAUGACCUUUGCUGCGUAAGGCCCAACUGGACUGAGGGUUUCUUUCGUAAAGGGAACGUGCUGCUGGAAAUGGGGAGGCAGACUGAGGCUCUGAUUCAGUUCCAUCGUUGUCUGAAACAGCAAGCAGACUUUGCCCCUGCUAAGAACCAGAUUAAGAGAAUCUUGGAGGCAGAGGGCAUGGCCGUGCCAGAGGAGGUGCCCCGUAUCUUACACGUGGUGGCGGAGUACCUACGGGACCCUUGUGCCAUCACCAGCUCUGUGGGCCCCUCUAAUCCCGAUGCCCUCCGAUGCCCCCUGGACAAGACCACUGGAGACAGCGAGCAGACUGUGUCUAAAAUGAAACACGACGCCAGCACGGAGUGCUGCCUUAGCCUGUGCCAGGCUGUUUCCUUCCUCCCUACUGCAGAGGAAGACGAGGACACGAUGAUGAGGAAGGAGGACAGACAGGGCAAAGGAACGUGCAGUGCAGAUAGAGCAUUUUCCCUCAGCGUUCUCACUGUAUCAGACUUUGAAUGCCCAUUGUGUAUCAGGUUGUUCCACGAACCUGUCACCACACCCUGCGGCCACACCUUUUGUAAAAACUGCAUUGAAAGGAGCCUAGACCAUAACUUUCGCUGUCCGCUCUGCAAACAACCACUGCAGGAGUAUUUCAAGAACAGGAAGUACAACACCACCGUGCUGCUUCAGGAGAUCAUGUCCCGUCUCUUCCCCCAGCAGCUGGCAGAGCGGAAACAAGUGCAUGACGCAGAGAUGGCUGAACUUUCUAAUUUGACCAAGGACGUCCCUAUCUUUGUUUGUACCGUGGCGUACCCUGGCAUCCCUUGCCCCCUGCACAUUUUUGAGCCGCGUUACCGUUUAAUGAUGCGGCGCUGUAUGGAGACUGGCACCAAGAAGUUUGGCAUGUGCAGCUAUGAACCUGGCAAAGGGUUUGCUGAUUAUGGCUGCAUACUACAGAUCCUGGAUUUGGACCUGCUUCCUGAUGGACGAUCCUACGUGGACACGGUGGGAGGCAGUCGAUUCCGCGUGUUAAGGAGGGGCCAGAGGGAUGGUUACCACACGGCUGACAUAGAGUUCCUGGAAGAUCAUAAGGCUGAAGGGGCAGAGCUGGAGAUGUUGCAGCGUCUCCAUGAUAGCGUUUAUCAGCAGGCGAGGGAGUGGUACCACCGGCUUAACAGCCGCAUUCAGGAUCAGAUCAGCCGACAGUAUGGCCCCAUGCCUGAGAAAGAGGACGACAUCCAGGCGUCUGCCAACGGACCGGCGUGGUGCUGGUGGAUGCUGUCUGUUCUGCAGUUGGACCCGGCAUACCAAACCACUGUCCUAUCCCUGACCUCACUCAAGGAUCGUUUGGGUCACCUGCGUAUAGUACUAGAAUAUUUCUCCCAGAGCUAGAGUGUGUGGUACUCA